UUUAAGUUCUCUAAUAACAUUCUAAAUUUAAUAACUCAUUAUUAAUUGUGGUUUCUUAUAUCUUAUGAGUGUCCUUGAAGAGCAACCUAAGGGGAACAUCUUUAAGGCAUAGACCCAUCUAGAGUUGUUUUAAAAACUCGAAAAGCUCAAAUGGCUCUAGAACCCAGAGAAGCUGCAACCCUCGAUCCAGCAUGGAAAGAGGGACUUGAAGUAAUAAAAGUAAAGAUGGAGGAAGAAGAGGAUUACCUGUGGGGGAAGAAAGGUAUCCAGAAGAGGAACAGCCCUUCCACCCAGGAGAUCUCCCGCCUGCAUUUCAGGCAGUUUGGCUACAGUGACACACCUGGACCUCGAGAGGCUCUGAACAAACUUCGGGAACUUUGUCAUCAGUGGUUAAAACCGGAGAUACAUACAAAAGAGCAAAUUCUAGAGUUGUUGGUCCUGGAACAGUUCCUAACUAUUUUGCCAGAGGCCCUGCAGACCUGGGUGAGAGAUCAGCAUCCAGAGAGUGCAGAGGAGGUGGUUACUGUGCUGGAAGAUUUGGAGAGAGAACUUGGUGAAUCAGGACGUCAGGUUGUAUCCAUUACAGCCAGAGAGGCAGGGGCCUGGGAGAAGAUGACGCCUUUGAGAGCAGCACAGGAUGCAUUGAAUGUCCAGCCUAUGAACAUCCAGAUCAAGUGUGGGUCUCCAGAGCCCCAGUUCCUACAAGAAAGAGAUUUUGAGAUUGGUAUCAAGUGGUCUCUUCCAAAGCAGGAAUUUUCUGAAGAAGUAGAGUCAAAGGAGAAGAUAUCUGGAAGAUGCCCAAUGGAUGUUUCUCAGGGAGCCAAUACUGAAGAAGCCUAUGAAUGUGAAGACACUUUAAGUAAGCAACAGGAAAACAAAAUGGAGAAAGUAGAUGGCUCCCUUUCUCAGGAUGGAAAUUAUAUGUUAGUGACCAUCCCUUCUGAAAAAACUCCCUUAGGAGAGAAUGGCCAUAAAUAUGAUGAGUGUUUGUGUAGUUGCCAUUUGAACUCAAACCUGGUUGCACAACAAAGAGUUCCAAUAGGAGAGAAACUCCAGAUAUCUGCUACAAAUGACCAAAACUCUAGACAGAAUUCAUCUUCUAGUGUACAUCAAAUAAAUCAGACUAUCCAGAAACCAUUCGAAUGUAACGAAUGUGAGAAAACCUUCAAGCAGAACUCAGAACUUCGAAAACAUCAGGGAAUACAUAUAGGAGUGAAACCCCACAAAUGUACUCAGUGUGGAAAAGCAUUUAGCCGACGUUCUUACCUUAGGAAACAUCAAAAAAUUCAUACUGGAGUGAAACCCUAUUCUUGUAGUGAAUGUGGGAAAGCUUUUAGGGUAAGCUCAGACCUUAUUCAACAUCAAAGAAUUCAUACUGGAGAUAAACCCUAUCAUUGUAGGGAGUGUGGGAAAGCCUUCAACCAGAACUCUUCCCUUAUUCAACAUCAGAGAAUUCAUACUGGAGAGAAACCCUAUGAAUGUGAUGAAUGUGGGAGAGCCUUCAAUCAACGCUCAGCUCUAACUCAACAUCAGAGAAUUCAUACUGGAGAGAAGCCCUAUGAAUGUAAAGAAUGUGGGAAACCCUUUAGACAUUGGUCUGGCCUUAUGACACAUAGAAGAGUACACACCAGGGCGCUAGAGAGAAAAAAACAAAUGGAUCCGAAGAGCGAACCCCAAGUGCUGGAUAAACAAAUGCCCCAAACUCUGGGAAAAGCGGGCAGGUUGGGCCGCGAAGGUAGUAUCAGAGCCUUCAACCGCCUAAAGGAACACGGACUUUGCUCCCGAGCCCCGAGAGUUUGGCCGAAGUCUACGGCUAAGACGCCAACCCGCACCCCACCCUCCGCGAUGACGUCACCGGAGCGGGACCAUCCCGAUUUCCCCGCGCCAAACUCCAUCCUGGGGUUUCUCGGCCUCAUCUCCAGCCAUCGCCAUCUUCCCUGUGGGCAAGGAGUACAAAUGGCUGUGGAAUCUAGAGAGGCUGUAGCCUUGGAUGCCCAGAAUCCAGCCGGAAAAGAGAGACUUCAGGUUGUAAACAUGGAAGAGGAAGAGGAUUACUUAUGGGGAGAAAAAGGUAGCCAGAAGAGGAACAGCCAUUCCACUCAGGAGAUCUUCCGCCUGCGUUUCAGGCAGUUUGGCUAUUAUGAUACACCUGGACCCCGAGAGGCUCUGAACAAACUCUGGGAACUUUGUCAUCAGUGGCUAAGACCAGAGAUACAUACAAAAGAGCAAAUUCUAGAGCUGUUGGUCCUAGAACAGUUCCUGACUAUUUUGCCAGAGGACCUGCAGACUUGGGUGAGAGAUCAGCAUCCAGAGAGUGGGGAGGAAGUGGUUACUGUACUGGAAGAUUUGGAGAGAGAACUUCUUGAACCAGGACAACAGAUCGUAUCCAGAGAGGCAGGGGCUUGGGAGAAGAUGGCACCUUUAGGAGCAGCUCAGGAUGCACUAAAUGUCCAGCUUCAGCCUAUGAACAUCCAGAUCAAGUGUGGGUCUCCAGAGUCUCAAUUCUUACAAGAAAGAGAUUUUGAGACUAGUACCAAGUGGUCCCUUCCAAAGCAGGAACAUUCUGAAGAGGUAGAGUCACAGGAAAGGAUAUCUGGAAGAUUUCCAAUGGGUGUUUCUCAGAGAACCAAGAUUGAAGAAGUCUAUGAAUGUGAAGGCUCUUUAGAUGAGCAACAGGAAAACAACAUGGAGAAAGUUGAUGGAUCCCUUUCCCAGGAGGGAAUUAUGCUAGUGACCAUCCCUUCUGAAAAAACUCCCUUAGGAGAGAAUGGUGAUGAGUAUGAGAGUCUGAGUAGUUGCCAUUUGAGCUCAGACUUGGUUAUACAACAUAGAGUAGAAAAACCCUAUAUGUCUAAUACAAAUGACCAAAACACUAGACAGAAUUCAUCUUCUAGUGUACAGCAAAGAGAUCAGACUGUCAAGAAACCAUUUGAAUGUAAUGAAUGUGAGAAAACCUUUAAGCAGAACUCAGAACUUCGAAAACAUCAGAAAUGUCACAUGGGAGUGAAACCUCACAAAUGUACUCAGUGUGGGAAAGCAUUUGGCCGUGGUUCUGAUCUUAGGAAACAUCAAAGAAUUCAUACAGGAGAGAAACCCUAUUCAUGUAGUGAAUGUGGGAAAGCCUUCAGGGGGAGCUCAGACCUUAUUCAGCAUCAAAGAAUUCAUACUGGAGAUAAACCCUAUCAUUGUAGGGAAUGUGGGAAAGCCUUCAAUCAGACCUCUUCCCUUAUUCAGCAUCAGAGAAUUCAUACUGGAGAGAAACCCUAUGAGUGUAAUGAAUGUGGGAGAGCUUUCAAUCAAAGCUCCGCUCUUACUCAACAUCAGAGAAUUCAUACUGGAGAGAAGCCCUAUUCAUGUAAAGAAUGUGGGAAACCUUUUAGGCAUUGGUCUGGCCUUAUGACACAUCGAAGAGUGCACACCAAACUUUGACCCUAUGCAUAUUCUGAAUAUGAAAAAUCUUCAGACAACUUUGUAACUUUUGUUAAGUCGCAGAAAACACAUACUGGGAUCAUAAUCCCAUAUAGUGAUUAUGAGCUCUUCAAGGGCAGGACCUAUGUUUGUCUUAUUCGGUUUGGUCCUUGCCAGAGUGCCAUGUGCCUAUGAGAAAUAAGGUUUAUUUUGUGAUAGGUUAAUCUAAGUAAUGAAUGGGGAAGAGGAAACAUUAUUUACCUCCUCCUUUGACUUAGGAAACUCAAGGAAUGUGAAAUAAAUGGGAAUGUAAUAUCUUGAGAUGGAGUUUAGCUACUCCAAGAAACUAUGGAUUGGACAUAGCUAUUUUGCUUUGCCCUUUUUGCCAAGUCCAGGAGUCCCUAUAUUUGUUGUCAGUUGUCAUUGAGAUCAGGGUGAUGUAGAUAUUGUUGGUAGACUCUCCCUCUGGGUAUGAUCAUUCCCUCCCCCCUUCCUGACCUCCAGGGGCAUUUGUCUCUGAGGAACAGAAUUACAUGAGGAGAGUGAUUCCAAUAUUUUUUUCCCAUGGGAAUAAAUGAACAUAGUCUUCAUGUCUCUGAAGAGGUUUGAUGGUGGGGGGUGGGGGUAGGGGUGGUAGUUAUUAGUA
Gracilinanus agilis (Agile Gracile Mouse Opossum) is the source of this 4054-nucleotide messenger RNA. RefSeq lists its product as uncharacterized. The coding region runs from base 151 to 3429 and encodes 1092 amino acids. NCBI's taxonomy places the organism in Eukaryota, Metazoa, Chordata, Mammalia, Didelphimorphia, Didelphidae. The record is from RefSeq and is a predicted model, not a curated record. Gene Ontology annotation, molecular function: DNA-binding transcription factor activity, RNA polymerase II-specific; RNA polymerase II cis-regulatory region sequence-specific DNA binding. The transcript is spliced from 8 exons. Gene Ontology annotation, biological process: regulation of transcription by RNA polymerase II.